This is a messenger RNA of Quercus lobata, 895 nucleotides long. RefSeq lists its product as uncharacterized. Lineage: Eukaryota; Viridiplantae; Streptophyta; Magnoliopsida; Fagales; Fagaceae. The record is from RefSeq and is a predicted model, not a curated record. Bases 69 to 767 code for a protein of 232 amino acids. The transcript is spliced from 6 exons.
CAUUGUCAGUGCUUUUAGAAACCCUAGCCACUCGCUGCUCUCUCCUUCCCUUCUUCGCCUACACUGUAAUGGAAUCGGUCGCAGAACCAAUGGAGUUGGUAACAGAACCAAUGGAAUCAGUCACAGAACCAAUGAAGUUGGUCACCGAACCAAUGAAGUCGGUCACAGAACCAAUGGAGUCGGUCACAGAACCAGCAGAGGCCGUUUCAAAGUCCAUAUGCAAGUUGAGCAUGCAAGAAUCAUCUUCAUCAGAAGAAGAACAAUCAUCAUCCGAAGAAGAAGAAUCAUCAUCAGAAGAAGAAGAAUCAUCAUCGGAAGAAGAAGAAUCAAAAAAAGAAUCAGUCGAAGAAGAAUCAUCAGAAUCAGGAGAAGAAUCUUGUGAACUUCCUUUAUGGAAAAGGAUAGGAUCUGUCGUUAAGUUUCAGCUCUGUUAUCCUGACUGGAUGAACAGUUACGUUCUGAAGAAAAGACUCCUAAUUAGAGGGAGUGGGCUUGAUGUUAAACAGGUUGAACGUGACUAUGCCCAACUGGAGCCGCCACCCAAGUUGGAUAUGGACACUGUUCUUGGUUUUAAAUAUUAUUACCGCCGCCCGGAAAAGGGCUAUAAGUUCAUAUGGGAUAGAAUACAUUGGAUGGGUUGCAAUGUACAUAGUGAUCGUCAUGCUUUAAAUAUGCCCGUUAUUCACAGGGAUCUCAGUGACUAUGUCACCCCCAAUUGGAAAUUAGCAGAUGGAUGCAAAAAAAUGCGAUUUCGUAUCCCAUGCUAGUUUUAAUGUGGACAUUGAGUGGAAGAUCAUUAUUGUAGUUGAUAUUCUCUUGCACUACCCCAUAUCAGCAUUUUAAGGUUUUAUUUUAUUUUAUUUUCCUUCAAUGUGAAGUUACCCCUAUAUUAGCA